Molecule: messenger RNA, 543 nt
Organism: Gracilinanus agilis (Agile Gracile Mouse Opossum)
Lineage: Eukaryota; Metazoa; Chordata; Mammalia; Didelphimorphia; Didelphidae
Product: alcohol dehydrogenase S chain-like
Exons: 3
Biological process (GO): retinoic acid metabolic process; retinol metabolic process
Cellular component (GO): cytosol
Molecular function (GO): zinc ion binding; all-trans-retinol dehydrogenase (NAD+) activity
Source: RefSeq, a predicted model, not a curated record
GUCACCCCUGGCUCUACUUGUGUUGUCUUUGGUCUGGGAGGUGUUGGCUUGUCAGUAAUCAUAGGCUGCAAGGCAGCUGGAGCCUCCCGGAUCAUUGCGAUAGACACCAACAAGGACAAAUUUGCAAGGGCCAAAGAGGUAGGAGCUACUGAGUUUAUUAACCCUCUGGACUACAAGAAACCCAUCCAAGAUGUUCUGAUUGAAAAGACCAACAAUACCAUUGAUUUUUCAUUCGAAGUUGUUGGACGCCUGGACACAAUAAUGGCUGCCCUAUCAUGCUGCAAUUUCGCUUAUGGCGUUUCUGUCAUUGUGGGCGUUCCUCCUGGUUCCCAAAAUGUUUCUGUCGACCCUCUGCUACUUUUGACUGGACGCACCUGGAAAGGAGCUAUUUUUGGAGGUUUUAAAAGCAAAGAUGAUGUCCCCAAGAUAGUCACUGAUGUUAUAGCCAAGAAAUUUACCUUGGAUCCAUUAAUAACACAUGUUUAUAAUUUUGAUAAGAUCAAUGAAGGAUUUGAGCUGCUACGCUCAGGAAAUAGGUAAGAU